Nicotiana tabacum (common tobacco) is the source of this 1200-nucleotide messenger RNA. NCBI's taxonomy places the organism in Eukaryota, Viridiplantae, Streptophyta, Magnoliopsida, Solanales, Solanaceae. The record is from RefSeq and is a predicted model, not a curated record.
UAAAGUGACAGGGUCUCUUCAAACUGAAUGGGGGGGCACCUAUUUUUAUUUAUCAAUGAUUUGACUCAAAGAAGGUUGUAAUGAAUGGGCUCAGUAAGUCGGAAAUGGAACUUCUGGCUUCUGCUUCUUCUUCUACUUCUACUACUUCUACUUCCCCUGACUCUCCUCCUAACACUUUAAAAUUUGGUCAAAAAAUCUACUUUGAACAUGUUGGACCUCACCACCCCAAAUCAGCAACUGGGUCGUCUUCAUCUCCGGUCACCGGAACUCCGGCGCCGACGACGUCCAAGAAAGGAAGAGGGGGUGGUGUGGUUCAAGGUCGACAGCCAUCUAGGUGUCAAGUUGAAGGGUGUGAAGCAGAUCUGAGUGAUGUUAAGGCUUAUUAUUCAAGGCACAAAGUCUGUGCUACACAUUCUAAGUCUCCUGUGGUCAUUGUUGCUGGUCUUGAACAAAGAUUUUGUCAACAGUGUAGCAGACAACAUUAUAGGCAUGAGUUGUAGCCUGAGGCUAACAGGAAUAGAGUGGCUAGUGCUUGAUCAGUUUGCUCGCUGCAAUGAAGAGUACUCUGUGGUUUACCUUGAGUGGCUUGGUUGUUCUAUCUCAGUAUCAAAUAAAGUAACUGCAGUGCCUUUCCAAGCUGAAAUAAGGAUAUAAUAGCUCCAGUGCUAGAACUCUAAUUAUCUGGAGAACAAAAAGAAAUCCUUCUGGAUGCAAGAAGUACUCUUUCAAAGAGUCCUACAUGGAUAAGUAGCUACAUUGUCUACAUUGGCUUAAAUUCUUUUGAUAGGACAUUCAAUUUAGUGAUCCGAUUGAAGCAAUGUGGUGUCUUCUUUUUUAUGAGAAAGGUACUUGCCUUGCACGAAUUUACUUUCUGCCAUAGAUGGCAUUGAUAUUCAUUCUUACAAGAUCCAGAUUAAUCCUAGUGAGUUGAUUUUUCUUUAAAACAAAAAUGGCAGUACAUUUUUUGGUUCUUUGUUAGUUGUUGCCAUGUCUGCAUUAGCUCUUCUGACAAGGGAAAAGUUUUUCAUGUUCGUCUUCUAUUUCAAAGAUAUUUUAGCUGCUAAUUCCUGAUGCGCUUAACGUAACAACAACUUCGCCUCAGUCCCAAACAAGUGGGAUUCGACUAUAUGAAUCCUCACUUCUUUCUCUUAGCUCAAGUCAUCGUUAUACCAAAGUCCUUAUGUGCUUAACUUAUGCCUU